Messenger RNA from Caenorhabditis sp. 36 PRJEB53466, 1118 nucleotides. The record is from the annotation of a GenBank genome assembly. NCBI's taxonomy places the organism in Eukaryota, Metazoa, Nematoda, Chromadorea, Rhabditida, Rhabditidae.
AUGAGUGCUCGAAACCCAUAUGAGUACGUGUUUGAGCCGAUCCAAGGCGUUCCCGCGUACUGCGGCUUCACGGCUUCCCUCAAUUUUGUGACCCUACUCGUGCUCUUCAUGAUUCUCUAUAACGUUCCGUGUCUCGCAGUCCUCCUCCGACUCAUACUAUUCUAUUUGACGAGUCAAAAACUGAAACUCGGCGGCAUAUUCAAUGCGUUCGUGAAAAUGCAACUUUUCUGCACUCUCUACGGACUCGCAGACUUCAUGGCCGUUCGGAUUCCGUUAACAGGCUUUGUGACGAGUUAUCUGGCACGAAAUGACCCGCAAACUCCAAUGAGAAUCAUUACUCUCUGCUUUUAUACCGCUUUGUAUUCUUCGCAAGUGUUCACAGUUUGUUUCUGCUCUCUCAGAGUUACAAUACUCUACUUGUCGGGCUACUGGCAAGAGGUACAUAAACUGCAAUUAUGAAAUGGAAUCAAAAACAGUAACUUUAAACUUUCAGAAGUUGGAACAGUGGUUCGAGAUCCUCUCCCCGUUCAUUUUCAUCGUGAGCCUCAUCUCGACAGCUCCUCAAUUCGCAUCCGGAUCAAUAUGUCUCCAGAUGAGCAGUCCCUAUCCGUUCGGCGCCAUCGUCAUCAUUUCGUCCCUUCACCACUACAGUCUAGUUCCCUUCAACAUGACCCACUUUUCCAUCACUUCACUCGUCAUGCUCGCAAUUUCCAUCAGCACUUGGCUGGUGUUCCGAAAGCUGAGCGAACGGAGGCAGUUGUGAGUUUCUGAUGUCAUUUUGAGAGCACUAAAUAUAGUUUCAGAAGAGCCAAGACGAAUUCUGCGUACAAGCUGAAAGCCGAGAAGACGUUCACUGUCACAAUGGUGUUGAUUUUGAUACCACUCGCUUUUCUCCAACUCGUUUCGGUACGUGUGUGGCUCCAAUUCAGACCGAACAAGUUGUUAAGAUCGCCGAAAUCUUCCAUUUUCCGUUCAUCUCCUACCUGUUCGUCGUGCGGCCGUUCAUCGCCGAUUCUCGGAUUCACAUAGUGACUGUCUACUUUGUUCUCACUCACCCGGCUCUCAAACGGACUGGCUCGACUACCGGACAAGCUUCUGCUCAUAAAGCAACUUGUUGA